Mercenaria mercenaria is the source of this 1303-nucleotide messenger RNA. RefSeq names its product SCO-spondin-like. Lineage: Eukaryota; Metazoa; Mollusca; Bivalvia; Venerida; Veneridae. The annotation marks the transcript as partial. The transcript is spliced from 8 exons. Gene Ontology annotation, molecular function: protein binding. The record is from RefSeq and is a predicted model, not a curated record.
AUGCCUUCAGUGCUAUAAUUGCUCUAGCAUUGCUGAUGCUGACGAAUGUUUGACAAUAACAGAGUGCCGUGCUGGGCAGUCUUGUUACAUGGAAUCUAAAGCAUCUGGACAAGCAAACACCCUAGGCUGUACAGAUAAUCAGCAAUGUGGUGUUACCGGAAAUGUCGCUGGUAGUUUUGUUGGUCGAGACCUUAGUGGAAGGCAAGCACCUGACUGUCAUGAAUGUUGUAGUACAGAUACCUGUAACAAGAACCUCUGUGAACACCUGAAACCUGGAAGAUGCAUUGACGACGUGAAAGUUGAUUGUGCUUGGAUGAAUUCUUUUCUCAAUAUAUGCAAGGAUAUUCAUCAUGCAAAGUUCAUCUGUCCCAAAUUCUGUUCUCUCUGCUCAUUGGUUGAUGGAAAUUGGGGUAGCUGGUCUCCCUGGUCGACUUGUGAUGUAACAUGUGAAAACGGGACUCAGACUAGAACACGAACAUGUACUGACCCUGCCCCUGCGGAUGGCGGACUUGACUGCAUCGGAUCUAGUACGGACACUAAACCAUGCUUAAAGCAACUUUGUCCAGUACACGGAGGAUGGUCUAAAUGGUCGAACUGGGACACUUGUUCUGUGACAUGUGGUGUUGGAAUAGAAAAACGGCACCGGAACUGCUCGAACCCUGUACCAGACAGGAACGGGUACCCAUGUUUUGGUGAUACAUUAGAUGACAGAAUAUGUUUACCAGGUCCAUGUGCAAAUGGCGGCUGGUCUGACUGGGGACAGUGGAGCACGUGUACAGUGACAUGUGGAGACGGUAUACAGUCUAGAUCACGAACAUGUACAAAUCCUCGCCCCUCGCCUCUGGGGAAAAACUGUGAGGGAGACCCGUUAGAAAAUGUUUCGUGUAGGAAAGAUACCUGUAUUCCGAAUAUCGUGUUCAAAGCUAAAGGCGUCACCGAUAUAACACCUACCAGUGGACAGACUAUGAUCUUUGGAACUACACUCGUGAAUGAGGGACACGCCUACAACACAUCGACUGGAAUCUUCACAGCGCCUGUCAAUGGCACUUACUCUUUCAGUGCACAAAUGUGUGCUUAUAAUCGAAAAGGAUUGUACAUAGCUAUUAUAGUAGAUGGAGUUACCUAUGCUACUAUAUUCUUAUAUAAAACAGACGCGGUCGCAUGUGAUACAGCAGAUACAGUUGCUGUGCUUCAUGCACAAUCAAAAGUCUGGGUCAAGUCUACUGAAACUACUUCAGGAAACGCUGUCUUUGAAAAUAGUGAAUUUAUGAACUCCUUCUCGGGAUAUCUUGUACACCAGUAG